AUGUCGGACGCAGCCCCCGGUGAGGUAGACUUCGUCCAUAUUAACUCUAAUGAUGACAAUCAUUCAGAGUUAGAUCAUGAUGAUGCGGCAACGGUCCCAUCUAUUGAGAACAACGACGCCAACAGCGACGCCAACAGCGACAUCAAUAACGAAGAUCUUUUUGAUGAAAACGACGAUCCUUUUAAUGAUGAUGAUGAAACUCAAGAAGAUGAAGAGCGAUUCCGGGAUAGGAAUCCUAAUGCAGAGCUUAUGGUGGCUCUGGAAGAAGACGAAAUUCCCAUAGACGACUGGGAUACGCUGACAUCAUUUUACCUAGAGUAUCGACAACGCUUCCUCCAAAAGAGAGCAGAUCUGCAAGAUUGCAGAGUAUUUAACAGAGGCAGGGUGAGACUUCUCAACCGACAUGUUGCGGCUUUGGAGGCAGCAGUCGAAGAAUUCUACGCAGUACAUACUUUGAAUGCCGAGGAGAACAGAAGACUUGCUGAAGAGAACGAUGCCCUUCGACAGUUCGUCGCAGAUGACGUACUGGCCGGUUUCCCAGAGCCUGAACAACUGUUUGACUUGGUAGCAUCCUUGCCUCUGCCCGUAUGGAAUGGGCUGACAGAAACCGCCCGGCAAUACCUCAUCGUGGGGCGACGACAUGUGCUGCGAGCCGCGAGCCCCCGGAAUACUGAGAGGAGAUGGCCAGAUGCAGCCGAGAACUUUCUCGCAAAUGGUCCUAAUGAUCAUUACAGGGACUGGGGGGAUAUCUACAAGCUCUCGUGUCGGGAAGAGAACAUGUCAUGGUCUUUUGGGGAAUCCAAACCACCCAAGACCCACCCGUACUUGAAGCUCAUACCUCCGACGGCGAGCCAGGAAGAGAGUGCAAUCUCUGGAGAUUUCGACGGCUGUACUCCACCGCCUACACCGCGUGAUUACGAGUCCUCAACAUCAGGUGAAGAAGAAGAAGAGGUUCGGCCAUUUCGGUUCCAAAAGCUUCCUCGGCAGAUCCAGCUCAAGAUCUUGAGUCAUGUUCUCGUUUUCGAUGAUGUUGUUCACCCUGUGUCUCGUCUCGAUCCUUACUACGAGCCAGAGUCGUUACAUCGAAAUUGCAAUGGCGAGACGACACUCCUUCAUCGGUUCCACAUUGGAAGGGAACCUGUCUCUCUGACUUUCGGUACUAUUCAUCCCCAGAGACUUCUUGCUCCUCUCCUGGGUCGCUUUGCGAGGAACAUUGGAUGUAAACUCCAGAUUGUUCAGCACAUUGAGCUUCUGUGGAUGGGCUCACAGAGGCUCACAUAUGAGGUUGACAGUAAGGGCAAGUACACGUCUCGCAGAACUCACGACUUGGCUUAUCUCACAGGGGCCUGUCGCCUGAAGACAAUGGCGGUUCACAUACCAGAGUCCUCGAAGAAAUACAUGCGACGCAAGCAUGAGCCCCGGGAAAUGAUUGCUUACAUGGAAAAUCUCACACGAAACCAGCCAAGCUAUCGGCUCUUCCGAGAAUUGCGUGCAACUCAGGGGCUAGGCUACGUCUAUUGCCUUCGUGGUAUGAAAGAAAUCACCUUCUGGGACUACGAAAAAUGGCUCAAGGAGAAGGACCCCAGAAUGCCAGUCCGUGACUGGACUUUUGUUCAGGACAUCAACAAUUGUGUGCGUCGAGAGAAACCGCACCGCGGUGGUCACUUCUCUGAAAUCCGCUACUUGGCACCGAUAAUGGGCGGGUGUCGUCCCAGUGCCGCGCUCGCUGCGAGACUUGAGGCAUUCGUCAAUCGACCUACAGGGCUUCUCACGCCACCGCCUGAUCUGCAUCCGCUCCUUCAGACUUCUGUGAACGAUCCCAUCGUUGUCCGUGAUUCUGAUGAUGAAGGAAGUUCUGAUACUGAGGAAGGCAAUGAAGCUGAAGACUCAGGCGAUGAGGACUCAGGCGAUGAAGACUCAGGCGAUGAGAGCAAUCAUGACGACAGCUCUGAUGACGGCGGCGGCGGCGGCGGCGGUACAGACGAUGCUGUCGCCACUGGUGGCAUCGAACCUAUCAAUGUCAGCGAUGAUGAAGCUGAUGAUGAAGCUGAGGAUGAGAAUGAGGAUGAUGAUCAUGGCGAAGCUGGAGAUGGCAUAAUGGAAGCCACGGAUGCAACAGAAGCGGACAGAGUUGCGAUGCCGCCACCUGCGGCCCCUAUGCGUGAUGAUUCGCCUGGUCACGGAACAGAAUCGUCCUUGUUCGUACCCAGCGCUACUCCUGAGUCCCCACGCCCAGUUUUUGUCCAGAAGUUGGAAACACCAUCAUCGCCAGGAACCUCAUCUCGCGCUGGAAGCACUCCAUCAAGAGCGAAUCGUGAGGAGAGCGGCUUGUUUCUAGGCUCUCCUAUUGCAGGGAACCGAGAGUCACCCAUCGAUAUGACUCGGGAUGAUGACUUGCCUGAAGGUCAGAACAAACGGCCAUUUGACUCUUGCAGCAAGGGUGAUGAUGACGACGAUUGUCAGUACAUGGGAAGCUCACCCAAGAGGAUGAAAUCUGAAGAUGGUGAAGGUAAAGGUGAAGGUGAAGGUGGAAAUGGUGGUGGUACUGAGAGCGGUAGUAGCGGGAAUGAUGCCAAUGCGGGCUCUAGACCUUUCAUCAUAGAUGACGAUGAUUGA
Fusarium poae is the source of this 2616-nucleotide messenger RNA. RefSeq lists its product as uncharacterized. The record is from RefSeq and is a predicted model, not a curated record. Bases 1 to 2616 code for a protein of 871 amino acids. The transcript has 3 exons. Lineage: Eukaryota; Fungi; Ascomycota; Sordariomycetes; Hypocreales; Nectriaceae.